AUGCCUCCGAUCCGCAGCUCCAGAAACCGCAAGCCUCCGCCCGAUGGCUUUGAAGACAUCGAAGACACGCUGCUCGAAUUCUCCAACAAGCUCAAGGACGCCGAGAACGCCUCGCACGAGGGAAAGAAGAAACAUGAGAUGGUGUGGCCCGUCUUUCAGAUCACACAUCAGCCGAGAGAUGGAGGUUUGCGCACUACGGAUGCUGACUCUGCUCACCAGGCNUCCAAGUACAUCUACGACCUCUACUACGAGAAAGAAGCCAUCUCCAAGCAGCUGUACGAGUGGCUGCUGAAGAACAACUAUGCCGACAAGAACCUGAUCGCAAAGUGGAAGAAGCAGGGCUACGAAAAGCUCUGUUGUCUCCGAUGCAUCCAGACCAAGGAGACCAACUUCAACAGCACCUGUAUAUGUCGCGUGCCUCGCAAGCAGCUCAAGGAGGACCAAGUCAUACAGUGCGUCAACUGCGGAUGCAGAGGAUGCGGAAGCAGCGACUAA
Molecule: messenger RNA, 495 nt
Organism: Aureobasidium uvarum
Lineage: Eukaryota; Fungi; Ascomycota; Dothideomycetes; Dothideales; Saccotheciaceae
Source: the annotation of a GenBank genome assembly